Neospora caninum is the source of this 393-nucleotide messenger RNA. RefSeq lists its product as hypothetical. The transcript has 3 exons. Lineage: Eukaryota; Apicomplexa; Conoidasida; Eucoccidiorida; Sarcocystidae. Bases 1 to 393 code for a protein of 130 amino acids. The record is from RefSeq and is a predicted model, not a curated record.
AUGGCGGAGGACUCCCCCUCCCCAGUGCCCAACCCGUGGGCUCCUCAAGGCUCCGUAAGCACCGCGAAUAGAGGCAGGCCGCGAGUCGUCAACGGGCAAAUCGUCUACGGCGGUGGAGGCGCGCAGAGCGCCGCCUCUCAAAGUCACGCGCGAGGAUCGGGGACACCAGUCAGGCGCAUCCUCUCCCGAAUCUGGGCCUUUCUUCUCGCCGUCAUCGACUUUAUCCAGUUGUUUGUUCAGACUCUCCUCUCGCCCAACUACCCAAACCAAGGCCGUCGCAAUCGGCAGAUGGGCGGCGUUGCGUCGCUGAGUCCAGGAGGCGGUCGCCCAGACGGCGGCGGCGGCGGCUCUCGCCGUCGCUUCAACAAUAUCAUGUGUGGCGGAGGCGGCUGA